AUGAGGUUCUUCUCAACACUUUGCAGUGUGACUCUCGCGGUCUCUGCACUGGCCUUGCCAACCUCCGAUCAUGUCAUUCAUGAGAAGCGAUCUGGUACACCUUCGAAAUGGGAGAAGAUUGGGCGGGUCAAUGGCACUGAGCAUGUCUUGGUGCGCAUUGGUCUGACACAGAGCAAUCUUGAUCGCGCGUAUGAGUAUCUCAUGAGCGUGUCCGAUUCUGUGUCGCCUAAUUACGGCAAAUUCUGGACUCAAGAAGAGGUACACAGCGCUUUUGCACCGUCAAAUGAGACUGUUGAUGCGGUGCGAAACUGGCUUAUUGAAUCCGGUGUGGACAAGUCUCGUUUGAUCCACACCCAAAACCAAGGUUGGAUUGUGUUUGAUGCAACUACCAAAGAAGCGGAAAGCCUCCUCCACACCAAGUAUUACCACUACACCGACAAGGUCUCCGGUUUCAAAGCUCUAGCAGCGGAAGAGUACCGCGUCCCGCAGAAAAUCCAACAACACAUUGAUUUCGUUAAACCUGGAGUCCUUCUGCCGUUAACCUCCAAGGGACCAUCUGCCAAGCACACCAAGAAGUACAAGCCCUUGAAGCAGACAUCAGUUAACGCGACGUCUCUCAGCACUUGCGACGAGGUUAUUACUCCCGCUUGUGUUGCCGCUCUGUACAAGAUUCCUCAUGCAAGCGCCAACGUCAGCGCCAGCAACUCGCUUGGAAUCUUCGAAGAAGGAGACUACUACGCCCAGGAAGAUCUGGAUCUCUUUUUCCGCAACUUCACUCCGUACAUCCCGAAAGGGACACACCCUAAGCCGGCAUUUAUCGAUGGAGCGUCAGCGCCCGUUCCUGUUGCUGAUGCUGGUGCGGAGUCUGAUUUGGACUUUCAGCUCGCGUAUCCAAUCGUCUAUCCUCAGAGCAUUACGCUCUAUCAGACAGAUGACUCUAACUAUGCUAGUGGGGAGAUUGAAACGGAUGGCUUCUUUAACACUUUCCUUGAUGCCGUCGAUGGGUCAUACUGCACAUAUUGUGCCUACGGAGAAUGCGGAAACAGCCCGACCCUCGAUCCAACCUAUCCGGACAAUUCCACGGGUGGAUACAAGGGACAGUUGAUGUGUGGUGUUUACAAGCCCACGAACGUGAUCUCCGUCUCUUAUGGUGGCCAGGAGGCGGACCUCCCUGCUUACUAUCAGCAGCGGCAAUGCAAUGAAUUCUUGAAACUUGGGCUCCAAGGAACUUCCAUCCUCUUCGCUUCUGGCGAUGACGGCGUCGCAGGUCCCCCAGGCGAUGACUCGACCAACGGCUGUCUCGGAAACGGGACCAUCUUCAGUCCCGCAUUCCCUAACUCUUGCCCCUACGUGACCAACGUCGGCGCCACGAAGCUUUACCCCGGAAAGACCAUCGCGGAUGGGGAAAGCGCCGUCGUCGACCCGGCCGGCCACCCUUACUCGAUCGCGUACUCCUCCGGCGGUGGCUUCAGCAACAUCUACACUAUUCCAGACUACCAAGCCGAAGCAGUCGCAGAGUACUUCAAAAACCACAACCCACCCUACCCCUACUACGAAGGCAACGCCAGCUUCGGCAAAAACGGCGGAAUUUACAAUCGCCUGGGACGCGGGUACCCCGACGUCGCAGCGAACGGCGACAACAUUGCCGAAUACAACGCGGGAGAAUUCAUUCUCGAGGGUGGAACAAGUGCUAGCACUCCGAUCUUCUCCUCCGUGAUUAACCGCAUUAUCGAGAAACGUAUCGCGGCAGGAAAGGGCCCACUGGGCUUCCUGAACCCGGUUCUGUACCGGAAUGCGUGGGCAUUGAACGAUAUCACGAAUGGGUCGAACCCGGGUUGUGGAACGGAGGGAUUCUAUACUGCCCCUGGAUGGGACCCCGUCAGCGGUCUCGGAACGCCCAACUUCCCGAAGUUGCUGGACGUGUUCCUGAACCUGCCGUAA
Aspergillus tubingensis is the source of this 1941-nucleotide messenger RNA. Its product is annotated as S53 family peptidase. The transcript is spliced from 9 exons. The coding region runs from base 1 to 1941 and encodes 646 amino acids. Gene Ontology annotation, biological process: proteolysis. Gene Ontology annotation, molecular function: serine-type endopeptidase activity; tripeptidyl-peptidase activity. NCBI's taxonomy places the organism in Eukaryota, Fungi, Ascomycota, Eurotiomycetes, Eurotiales, Aspergillaceae. The record is from RefSeq and is a predicted model, not a curated record.